AGAGACGAGAUUGGUUUAAUCAAAAACGGAACGAAGCCCAAUAAAUCCUUACGAUAUGUAUAAAAGGGAAAACCGUCAAUGGCAUCAAACGAGCACUUCAUUCAUAAAUCGUGGCCGUAGAAUGGUUGAAUUAAUUUUUUACCUACAUAGUCUGGCUGUUUGCUCUUUGGUUACUGUUACUGCUACUGUUGAAGACAAUGCUGUUAGUAUUUGCGACAUUAAUAAUAUUGAUAAAUGCCAAUGUAAAAGGAUGAUAACAAAUAUAGAUGCCUAUUCGCCUUUUGUACCCAUCAAAAAUGAAAACCAAACCAAUCAUAUUUUAAAUGUGUCAUUUUAUGUGGAAGGCAAUAAAAACUGGCACAUAUCAUUCAGUCAAAAUGAUCGAGUGAAUUAUCGAAAUCGUCCAAGCUAUGAAAUUCUGGCCGAAUGGAAUAGCACGCGAAUAAUAUUCACUCGCAAGAGAAGCAUAUUGUCUGAUGUGCUUGUGCCACCAACUAUUCCAGAUUUUGCAAACAAAAUAUUUCCAAUAAAUAUACAAAUGACCAAAGCUGGAUUCAUUUAUCUUUAUUGCGGGAAUAGUUUAUUGAUGCGAACAUUUGAUCGAAAACCGUUGAGUGUAGCAUACAUGAGUUUCAGUUCGGUGAAGUCAUCUCGUGUAAAAUAUUAUUAUGACUGUUAUCCAUCCACAAAGUCAUCGCAACCACCGUUAUAAUAUCAACCAUUAAAACUGCCAUGCCACCUUCACCGUUUACAAAAUCUACAACCGAAUCACCACCAUUAACAUCAACAGCAGCCGUAGCAACCAUGAAAAAUUCAUCAAAUCCUAUUUCUUACAGAAUGCUGUACGCCUUCAUCAUUUGGUCGCGUUUUACAUAUCAUCGAAGAUUUAAUUGAUCCCAUUACUCGUUAGUAGAGAGUUUUAUAGCUUUCUAUUUUGGCUCUCGUAUGUUUAUUCGUACGGUAUGCAUCAUGCCAAUUCACAUAAAACUGCUUAUCAUCCCUUUUGCCAACACAAUAUAUGGUUGCCUGUAUAUAUGUGUGUAUAUUUGUUAUUUUCGUUUUCUCCUUGGAAUUCAAUCGCAUUGCUCUUAUCACGAUUGGCAAGACCGGAAAUGGCAUAUAGCUCAAUUUUCUUCAAACACAAACACACACACACAUCACAUUCGUCAUGCAUUAUUAUAUUGGCAGUGAAAAUAUGUUUAUGACAUAAUGUCGCCGCGCUCAUUGAUUUAUAUUUUAUAAAUAAUUCAUCAUUAUGAAGAGCAUAAGAAUUUCCUCUUUUCCAACUUCCGUGCAUUACAACUGCGUAUGUACUGCUGUGUGAUUUUUUGAUUUACGCAAAUGUUGCUCGUUUGAAAACAACAACAAUGCAAAUUGAAGAGAGAGGGCGAACGGAAAAGAUACAAUACAACAAUAACCAUACAUGAAAUGUAAAAAUGAGAAAACGAAACGAACACAAAUAUACAUUUUCUUUACAUAUAUUUAUUGUAAUUCCUUUUUUUUCUCUUCUUUGGGGAUGUGAGGGGAGGGUUGAAGCUAAAAUAAAACUAACACGU
Messenger RNA from Contarinia nasturtii (swede midge), 1556 nucleotides. RefSeq lists its product as uncharacterized. The record is from RefSeq and is a predicted model, not a curated record. The transcript is spliced from 6 exons. NCBI's taxonomy places the organism in Eukaryota, Metazoa, Arthropoda, Insecta, Diptera, Cecidomyiidae. Bases 56 to 712 code for a protein of 218 amino acids.